This is a messenger RNA of Manihot esculenta (cassava), 1162 nucleotides long. Its product is annotated as protein RGF1 INDUCIBLE TRANSCRIPTION FACTOR 1. NCBI's taxonomy places the organism in Eukaryota, Viridiplantae, Streptophyta, Magnoliopsida, Malpighiales, Euphorbiaceae. The record is from RefSeq and is a predicted model, not a curated record. Bases 152 to 886 code for a protein of 244 amino acids. The transcript has 4 exons.
ACCUUUCCUCUCUUGUGAACCUCCAUAAAUACUCUUAUCUCCAUACCCUACUCUCUCUCUUUCUCUUCAUCUUCUUCCUUGCAGCACCACUAGUUUCAAUUCUUGAUAACAUAUCUCAAGAGGGUCUUUCUUGUUUUUGGUUUAUGUGAUCAUGGGAAUUCAGAAGCCUGCAUGGUUGGAAGCUCUCUACUCACAGAAGUUCUUCGUGGGUUGCUCUUAUCAUGAAACUGCAAAAAAGAACGAAAAAAACGUCUGCUGUUUAGAUUGUUGCAUUAGUAUUUGCCCUCACUGUGUUCCAUCUCAUCGCUUCCAUCGGCUUCUUCAAGUUCGCCGAUAUGUCUAUCAUGAUGUUGUGAGAUUGGAAGACCUCCAGAAGCUCAUAGAUUGCUCAAAUGUCCAGGCCUAUACUAUAAACAGUGCCAAAGUGGUGUUCAUCAAGAAGAGACCUCAGAACAGGCAAUUCAAAGGCUCUGGAAACUACUGCACUUCCUGUGAUAGAAGUCUCCAAGAACCCUUUAUUCAUUGCUCUCUUGGUUGCAAGGUGGAUUUUGUGCUGAAACACUACAAGGAUCUUUCUCCAUGCCUAAGAAAAUGCAACUCUUUAACACUUGGUCCUGACUUCUUGAUCCCUCAAGACAUGGGAGACGAUGAAACAACGAAUGAGACACCUCACUCGACGAUCGUGGACUCCGACGAGCCAAUGAGUUGGUCGUCCGGCUCGUCAGGGUCGGAGAAUAUGAGCAUGGUAUGCACUCAAGAGAUUGUACGGAAGAAGAGAAGUGGAUUAUACGUAUGUGGAAGAUCAGUUAACAAGGUUUCUGAUGAAGACAUGGCUACGAGCAUGAGUAGAAGAAAAGGCAUCCCUCAUCGAUCUCCUUUGUGUUAAUUAAUUAAUAAUUAGCAAAACUAUUAACAAAAACGAGAGAAAUUUUAAUUGUUAUUACAAAUUUUAGUUUAAUUUUGAUAAGUAUUUUGACUGAAUCCAACCUUCAAAUGUUCUAUCUAUUUUCUCUAUUUCUUUUCGAUUUAAGUUAAUUAAUCACUUGGUCGGGGGGUUUUGUCUUAAUGGUAUCACGUGAUUCCCAAUUCCAAGUAAUGGUUCUGUACAUUUUUCUAAGGAUUUUUCCAUUUAUUUAUAUAAUAAUAUUAAUUAUUACAAACA